GCGGCGCGGGGGCGGCCUACGGGCGGUCGCAAGCGGGCGGAGCAGACGAGGGAUUUGAAGGGCGCUGCAGGCGACAGCGCGGGCUUGGCGGCUGCCUGGUCCCAGCAAGGGUGCAGUCCCAGGACGUGCACGGCAGAGCAGGGGAACAAGCCACAGUCCUCUGGCUGGAAGACUGAGAAUGCAUUCCUCACUCUUAGCUGGUGAAGAAUGGGGGAGCUGGAAGGAACCUACCGCGUCCUGCAGAUCCCAGGGACACGCCUAGGCGCCCAGACCCCCGCGGGCGUCAGCACCCUCGAGCCUGGGCAGGGCCCCUCGGCAGCAGCGGCGUGGCCAGCAGCCAGGACGCCCAUCCGAGUGCAGCUGCUGGACAGCUCCGUCGAGGUGUUUGACGUUGAGCCUAAAUGCUAUGGCCAGGUGUUACUGACCCAGGUGUGGAAGCGCCUGAAUCUGAUAGAAUGUGACUACUUCGGCUUGGAGUUUCAAAACGUCCAGUCCUGCUGGAUCUGGCUUGAACCUAUGAAACCCAUCGUUAGACAAGUACGAAGGCCAAAGAAUACAGUGCUUCGCCUAGCAGUGAAAUUUUUCCCACCUGAUCCGGGUCAGUUGCAAGAAGAAUAUACACGAUACUUGUUUGCCCUGCAACUUAAGAGAGACCUUCUGGAGGAGCGUCUGACCUGCACGGACACCACGGCUGCCCUCCUGGCGUCCCACCUCCUGCAGGCGGAAAUAGGAGAUUACGAAGAGGCGCUGGUCCGGGAGCACCUGCGGGCCCACGAGUACCUGCCGGGCCAGGAGCGGGCCCUGGAGCGGAUCCUGGAGCUCCAUCGGGGGCACGCGGGCCAGACGCCUGCCGAGUCGGAUUUCCAGGUGCUGGAAAUUGCCCGGAAGCUGGAAAUGUACGGCAUCAGGUUUCACACGGCCUCUGACAGGGAGGGGGCCAAGAUCAACCUGGCCGUUUCCCACAUGGGCGUCCUCGUCUUCCAGUCGUGUGCACGCGUCAGGUUACAGAUGUUCCUCAACGAACGUCUGUGUCCUGAAUUCCAGAGCAGCACCAAGAUCAACACUUUCAACUGGUCCAGGCUCCGGAAGCUCAGCUUUAAGAGGAAGAGGUUUCUUAUCAAACUCCACCCAGAGGUCCAUGGGCCUUACCAGGACACCCUGGAAUUCGUGCUGGGGAGUAGGGACGCGUGUAAGAACUUCUGGAAGACGUGUGUAGAGUAUCACACCUUUUUCAGACUUGCUGAUCAGCCGAAGCCCAGAGCUAGAGCCAUCCUCUUCAGCAGAGGUUCCUCCUUCAGAUACAGUGGAAGAACUCAGAAGCAACUAGUGGAUUAUGUCAAAGACGGUGGGAUGAAGAGGAUUCCGUAUGAAAGAAAACACAGCAAGACCCAGAUGUCUCUCCGCGCCCUAAAUGCCAACUUGCCGAGGCAGAGCGUCUUGUUCACCGAGGGCACGAGGACUCCCGCGUCCCCGUCUUCAACAAGUGCCUCCUUCUGUUCGGGCCCCGCCUCCCCUCCAGCCCCCGUGGGCCUGCUCGGUUCCAAGGACGGCAGCGGCUCCCCGACGGGGCCCCCGGCUCCCAGCGCCAGGUGGCCAGCUGCAGAGAGGAGCGGCGUGGCCGCGGCCCCGCCCCCCGGGCCGCCUGCUUUCCAGCCUUGCCAAGGCCUUUCCGUGGAGAGUCCUCAGCUUCCCUCCACCCGGAAGACCCCACCGAGCCUGAGCCCACUGGGCCCAGCCGAGCAGGGCUCCUCUCCCCUGCUGAGCCCCGUCCUCAGCGACGCUGGCGGAGCCGGGACGGACGACCAGGAGGAGCUGAGACACAAGUGUGCGCCCGCGGACGAGGCCUACUUCAUAGCAAAGGAGAUUCUUGCUACAGAGCGAACAUACCUGAAGGAUUUAGAAGUUAUUACCGUGUGGUUCCGGAGCGCUGUGGUCAAGGCGGACGCCAUGCCUGCGGACCUGAUGACCCUGCUCUUCUCCAACAUCGACCCCAUCUAUGAGUUCCACAGCGGCUUCCUGCGCGAGGUGGAGCAGAGGCUGGCGCUCUGGGAGGGGUCUUCCAGUGCCCAGGCCACAGGCGACCACCGACGCAUCGGGGACGUCCUGCUCAGCAACAUGCUUCAGCUAAAGACGCUCACCCGCCACUUCCAGAGGCUCCACGAGGUCCUGACGGAGCUGGAAGCGGCAAGCAGGCGCCUGCGGAGGCUGGAGGCGCUGCGCCGGGACUUCGAGCUGCAGAAAGUCUGCUACCUGCCGCUGAACGCCUUCCUGCUGAAGCCGCUGCAGCGCCUGCGCCACUACCGGCUGCUGCUGCGCCGCCUGUGCGCCUCCGACCGCCAGAACCCCGACCGCGGCGACCAGGACCGCGCCGACCGCCGCGAAGCCCUCAAGGCCAUCACGGAGGUGACCUCCACACUCCAGCACAGCCUCGUCCGGCUGGAGAACCUCCAGAAGCUGAUGGAGCUGCAGCGGGACUUGGUCGGCAUAGAGAACCUUAUUGCUCCCGGCAGGGAGUUUAUCCGCGAGGGCUGCCUCCACAAGCUCACCAGGAAGGGCCUGCAGCAGAGGAUGUUCUUUCUGUUCUCAGACAUGCUGCUGUACACAGGCAGAGGUGCCUCAGGGACCAGCCGCUUCCGGAUCCGGGGACUCCUUCCGCUGCGUGGCAUGCUGGUGGAAGAACGUGAGAAUGAGUGGUCUGUCCCGCACUGUUUCACCAUCUACGCCGCUCAGAAGACAGUCGUGGUGGCAGCCAGCACCCAGCUGGAGAAGGAAAAGUGGAUGAGGGACCUGAACGCUGCCAUCAAUGCAGCCAAGAGCAGCGCCGACACGGCCCUGGCACCGCUGGGCAGCGUGCUGUGCCCCCUUCCCCGCAGGCCCUCCGACGAGGUCUCUCUGGAGGAGUCGGAAGACGACGCUCGCAGGGCCCGCUGCUCCUCAGGUGGGCCGGGCCAGCACCGGGCCAGCACUGCCAUGCACGUGUGCUGGGACCGCACCACCAGCAUCUCCAGAGCCGACCACAGCGCGGCCGUCGAGAACCAGCUCUCGGGAUACCUGCUGAGGAAGUUCAAGAACAGUAGCGGCUGGCAGAAGCUGUGGGUGGUCUUCACCAAUUUCUGUUUGUUCUUCUACAAAACUCACCAGGAUGACUGCCCCCUGGCCAGCCUCCCGCUGCUGGGCUACAGCGUGAGCCUCCCCGGGGAGGCCGACGGCAUCCACAAGGAGCACGUCUUCAAGCUCCAGUUCAAGUCCCACGUUUACUUCUUCCGGGCUGAGAGCAAAUACACGUUAGGGAGGUGGAUGGAGGUGAUCAAGAGCGCCAGCACCUCACCAGGGAGGGCCGGGACCUCCGAGGACGAGGCGUGAAGCCCACCCUGCCCGGCUGAGGACAGACCCGAGCAAGCAGAGCAGCACGUGCCCACGACUGCGCGUCCCGUGUCCCCCCUCCAGACUGGCAGUGGAUGGGCCUCACUCACAGGGACACCUGGGAGGGGCACAGUCCCCUCAAGACCCAGUCACUCCCUUGGCCCCGUGGGGCAGCGGGACGAACACACAUGUGCGUGGAAAUGGGCCCGGCUCCAUGCACUGCCGAGGCUGGUGCCCACCUGCCCUCUCUGCGCCUCCAGAGCAGGACCCUGCCCUUCAGGCUGGGUGAAACGGGGGGUGGGACAGGGCCCCUGGGUCACAGCCACAUGGAAGUCCAGCAGAAACCACUCUGCCGCCCACCCCACAGACCUCUGCAAAGUGGAAAGCAAAGUCCCCGUAAUUUAUCAGCCCCCAGGAGGUGUGCUGUGCUAACCUGCGUGUGGUUAAAAAUAAAGGGCAUCUCCUGUA
Messenger RNA from Orcinus orca (killer whale), 3831 nucleotides. It is a transcript of the gene FARP2, whose product is annotated as FERM, ARH/RhoGEF and pleckstrin domain protein 2. Gene Ontology annotation, cellular component: cytoskeleton. Bases 208 to 3363 code for a protein of 1051 amino acids. Gene Ontology annotation, molecular function: cytoskeletal protein binding; guanyl-nucleotide exchange factor activity. NCBI's taxonomy places the organism in Eukaryota, Metazoa, Chordata, Mammalia, Artiodactyla, Delphinidae. The record is from RefSeq and is a predicted model, not a curated record. The transcript is spliced from 28 exons.